UUUAACCACAAUUCUAUAAAUCUCAAAAAUUCAUAAUAACAAUGUUAAUAUAACAACUUGUAGCUUCUGGCAAAAAAAGAAAAGCAGUAUGUGUAUAUUUAUUAGAAGAAAAGGGAAAACUCCAUAUGGUUGGUGAUAAUUAUAAUAACAAUACUAAUAGCUUUCAUGAUCCAGCAAACAAAAAAAGGUGUAUGUAUGUGUGUGUGCCAGUAGUAGCAAGAAGAAAGAAAGAAAUACCACUGAACCACCGGAAAAUCUAACCACCGCCGCUGUCGGAUGGCGGCGGUCGGAGGUGGCGUCGGCGGCGGUUGGAGUUGACGUCGGAUGGAAGUGGUAGAUUCCAACAGAGGCAAAGAAAGGAGAUGGAGAGAAGAAAAGAUUUGUGAAUUGAACAAGCCUCUUAUCGUUCAAUGGAAAGCUGAGCUUUCAAGUGGGGAAUAUGGUUCAGCCGAAUUUUUAAUGAGUAGAGGAAGACAACGGAGGCUUAAAAGUUCCUCUAGCAAAAACAUUCAUUUCGAGGAAUGUGGAUGUCUUGCUUUGGAAGAUGAUGAGGAGACACAUGUAGGUGAAGAGGUGAAGAUGCAUGAAAGUGAAAAGGAAAAGACACAUGAGAGAGUGAAGAGGAGAAAAAGACAAUAAAGGAUUUGAUGGAGGUUGAAGCCAGAGAGGAUAUGGCCGCUCCUCUGAUGGAGGGUGAUGACAAAGCGAAGGAGUGUGAUGUUGACACAAACGAAGUCUAGAUUUCCUGUUUUAUGACACUACUCGAUGGUAAUAGUACUAUAUUUUGUUUUAUAAUUUUAUAUUUGGAUUCUCGAUCUCUUGAUGAGUUCCUAGUAGUGUUAUUGUAUAUACUUGAACUGUAUAUAUUGUUAGAAUAUAAGCAUAUAAUCAUA
Messenger RNA from Erigeron canadensis, 893 nucleotides. RefSeq lists its product as uncharacterized. NCBI's taxonomy places the organism in Eukaryota, Viridiplantae, Streptophyta, Magnoliopsida, Asterales, Asteraceae. The record is from RefSeq and is a predicted model, not a curated record. The coding region runs from base 325 to 639 and encodes 104 amino acids. The transcript is spliced from 2 exons.